AUGGUCAUGUUCAGCAAGGGCGUCUGCACGACGUACACGGGUGGUGUGGGGCUUUGUUUUCACUGUCACUUGACCAGAAGUCAGCCCAACCCGCAUAUGACGAGAGUAUAUGUGACGCCAAAUCAAGGAUUCCGCGCAAUGGAAGACGUCGAAGAAGGAUUCGACCGUCUUUCGAAGGCAAAAGCGUCUAAGUCCUUUGAAUUUCUUGCGAUAACGUCGUACACUUUUCUCGCCACGGCUCUCACAACUCAGAACCGAAAGCUGCUGCCAAUCAACGACCUUAUUCGUUUUAACGAGAGCCUCCAGUUUUUGAAGGAGCUCAACAUUGAAGGAGAAAGCUGGGCAGUCCUCCAGUCGUAUCAAGUGCUCAAGAAGAUCCUCUACCUUAUGCGUCUGCUUAUGUACCAGCAUCCAGAAUACGUGGAGAUAUCUGGCGGUCUUGGCGGUACUUCCACCGCGGUAGGCUACGUCUACACCUACCGGACUCCAUGCAUUUCGUGCAACCAAUGCAUUUCAUGA
Molecule: messenger RNA, 519 nt
Organism: Phytophthora infestans T30-4
Lineage: Eukaryota; Oomycota; Peronosporomycetes; Peronosporales; Peronosporaceae
Exons: 2
Coding region: 1-519 (172 amino acids)
Source: RefSeq, a predicted model, not a curated record